Diversispora eburnea is the source of this 2562-nucleotide messenger RNA. The record is from the annotation of a GenBank genome assembly. Lineage: Eukaryota; Fungi; Glomeromycota; Glomeromycetes; Diversisporales; Diversisporaceae.
AUGGCACUACCUGAGGAAAUAAACCAUCAACACAUAUCUCAUAUAUCUCAUAUACCUCAUAUAUCUACAGAUUAUUCAUCUCAUCAAUCUCAUCAAUCUCAUCAUUCUUCAUUUUAUCAUGAUCAUAUUCCAGUUUCUCAUUCACAUAUAAAUGAUACAAGUGUUCGUAAAAAGAGUCCUGCAAAGAGAUAUGCAACUUAUGAAACUUAUGAAUUAAAUUGGAAUUCUUCUUCAUCUUCCUCUGGAAAUAUUAGUACUGAUGAUGAUAAAAUUGCAAACUUUAAUGAUAUUUCUCAAAUUAAUGAUAAAUCAGAUGAUUCACCACAUAUUAAACAAAUAUCUUCCUCACAGCCAUCCACACCACAACAUACACAACAUACUCCGCUGGUAGAAAUUCUUCAUAGUCCAACUAAAAAUAAUUCCGAAAUUGAUUCAUCUUUUACGAUAAAACAUGUUAAAAAAGAUAAUUCAAUUCAAAGUAAAAAUAAUGGAAAUUCACUUCAUUCACAUUCAAAUAUAACUCAUGAAAAAGUACAAAAGGAACAGCAAAAAGAGCAAAGUGAACGUAAAUAUCCUUCACCUCCAAUAUCUAGAUCUUCCCCUCCACCUACGUCACAACCUAACUUUAUUCAAAAACAAAAAAAUCAUUCUUCAAUAAUAAGUCCUUCAUCAAAAGUUAAAAAUUCUAAUAGAAAAGGUUUAAUUUCAAAGGGAAAACAACAAGAAGUAUUAGUACCAAGAGAAAUGUCAUUUAUUGAUCCAAGACUAAUAGCUAAAAAGUCUCUUGUAAGAACUCAAUCUAUAAAUCGGAAUUCUAUUAAUAGACCUAUUAAACGUGGCACAAUUGUUCAAAGGAAAAAAUUGCCACCACGAAAUAUGGAAUUUUCUAUUACCUCAAAUCCUGCACAUUCUAAUGAUCCUACAGAUAUGGAUUCUGAUGCAAUACCAAAGAGAAUAAAUGGUUUACCAUGGUUACCUGGUCCUCCUAAACCACCGCAAUUACUUCAUGCCUCUCUUAUACCUCUUCCCAAUCGUGCUCAACGUACUCAACGUGCUGCUUCAACAAAUCCUAAUCGUGUCUCUCGAAUAAUUCCUACUAAUAAUAUAAAUCAUGCAUCAAGAAUAUUAUCUAGCGUAAAUACUAAGCGCAAUUCUGGACGUUCAUCUUUAGAUUUUAGACGUAAAUUAUUAGAAGAAAGUAUAAUGACUUCAUUUGGUGGUAUAUACACAAUAAACAGUCAACCCUCUGCAAAACCGUCAAUAAGACGAAAAACAAGGAAAAGUAGUAAUGCUAAAUUAGAAGAUAGAGAAGCUAGACGAGAAAGGAGGAGAAAGGAGAAACAGGAAAAAUUUUCUGAAGAACAAGAGGGUAAUAACAAUUCCGAUAAUGAUCCAAAUGAUGAAAUAUCUGGUGCGGAUAAAGCUAUAAAAAGAUUUGAGACAACAAGAAUUAUAAGUUCCCGAGAAUUGGUAAAGAAGGUAGAAGAAGAAAGCCGUAAAAAGGAAAAUCUGGUCGGACCUCAACCACCUCCGAGGAGAUCACACAAUGAAACUACAAUUCAACAAGAACAUUUUUCAUCGCUCAAGUCUAAAACCAAUACAUUAUCAAUACUUUCAUCACCACCAGAAAGAAGAUCUUCAAAAUCUGAGAAUCAUUCAGAUUUGACAGUUAAUUCCAAUGAACCACCACCUUAUCCAAUUCGAUUACAAUCUACUUUUUCUUCACCUACUUCUUUAGUACCAAAUUCCUCUAUAAUGGUAACAUCUUCAUCUCUAGAGGAAUCGGAACGUCUAAUGAAUAAAGAUGAUGAAACAUCAUUAUAUUCGCUGGCUCAAAAUUCAAGAACGCAAAAACAUGGAUUACUUGGAGGAUUUUUCAAUAAACAACCAUUAAAUUCAUCAAAUUCCCCGAAUUCACCGGGUAUACCACCUUUAUCACCCUUAUCACCGACAUAUAUGUCACAAACACCAACAUUGGUUCCUACACGAACGGCACCGACGCCACCAAUAUUAAGUCCACCACCACCACAAUCUCCACCUUUGAGCCCAUCUCGAACCCAAAAGAUACAAUCACAAUUGCCACGAUUGAAUAAAAAUCGACGUAUAAAUGAAAAUGAACAAUGUAUACCAAAUCCAGAGAAAUUAAGAAAGAUGGAAAAAUUUGAAGCAUUAAUCGCUAGUACGGAACAAAGCACAAAAAAACCCAAAACUGGUAUAAUUAGUGCCGCAAUAAGUAAUUUAAUGCCAGGUAAUGCCGGCACAACAACUACAUUAACAUCUCCAAAUAUAUUACCAAUAAACUCAAAUGUGGAUAAAAAGAAAAAGAUCAUAUUCAAUCCCACAUUAAACAAUGGGUCUAAUGAAAUAAGUUCAAGUAACAAUGACGAAAAACUUUCAGCAGAUACUGAUCCAAUAGGAAGAGCAUCUUUAAAUUCAUUAGCUACUUCACUAGCUGAAUCAGUUCAUUAUCGACCAGAAGAGAAAGAUAAACUAGGAAUACCUAGUUCAAUUGAUGAAGAUGGUGUUAUCAGAGUUACAUUAACACCCGCUGUAUGUCGAUAA